GAAGUGUUGUGCAUCAGAAUUUAUUUUUGGAGGAGAGGGAGUAGUAUUUGUGCAUUAUAAAUAUAGUGAGCAAAUUAAAGCUCUUUCCACCCAUGCCAUAUCAUCUCUUUGGAGAAGCUAAUUAAUUAAGAGACGUGCAGCUAAUAGCUAAGGCAGGCAGGCAUAUGGCGGUUUUGGUGGUUACAUUAACAAUUCUCAUCAUUUCCUCAUUCCUCCUCAGACUCUCCUACAAAACCAUCUCAUUCUACUGGUUAACCCCCAGACGCAUCAAGAAAACCAUGGAAAAACAAGGGGUGCGGGGCCCGGAGCCGCGGCCGCUUCUCGGGAACCUCCCCGACGUGGCGGCCCUGGUCGGGAAAUCCACCGCCGCCGACAUGGGAUUCGUCCACCACGACGUCGUGCCGCGGCUCCUGCCCCAUUACGUCGCCUGGUCGAAGAUGUACGGCCGGCGGUUCGUGUACUGGAACGGGGUGGAGCCGCGGCUGUGCCUGGCGGAGCCGGACUUGAUCCGGGAGCUUUUGUCCCGGCACACCUCCGUCACCGGAAAGUCGUGGAUGCAGCGGGAGGGGUCGAAGCAUUUCGUCGGCCGGGGGUUACUGAUGGCUAACGGCGGCGAUUGGUAUCAGCAGCGCCACAUUGUUGCGCCAGCCUUCAUGGGUGACAAACUCAAGAGUUAUGGGGGUUACAUGGUGGAAUGCACGGGGGAGAUGCUUCAAGGGAUGGAAAAGGAAGUGGAGGAGGGAAGGGAUGAGCUGGACAUAGAGAGUUGGAUGACUCGGCUGGCCGCCGACAUAAUAUCCCGGACGGAGUUCGGGAGCAGCUACGACAAGGGCAAGCGCAUUUUCCAUCUCCUCACUCUUCUGCAGCGCCUCUCCGCCCAAUCUACCCGCCACUUGUGCUUUCCCGGUAGCCGGUUCUAUCCAAGUAAAUACAACAAUGAGAUAAAAUCGUUGAAAAGUGAGGUGGAGGGUCUACUAAUGGAGAUCAUAAGAAGCCGGAGAGAGAGCGCCGAGAUCGGGCGGAGCAGCACCUACGGCGACGACCUACUGGGACUGUUACUGACGGAGAUGGAGGGGAAUAUUCCCCACAGCAAGAAGGGAAUAUUCCGUCUGAACUUGCCGUUGAUAAUGGACGAGUGCAAGACCUUCUUCUUCGCCGGCCACGAGACGACGGCGCUUCUGCUCACUUGGACCGUGAUGCUCCUUGCUACUAACCCUUCGUGGCAAGAGAGAGUUCGAGAAGAAACCUUGCAGCUCUGCAAUGGCGGCCCUCCCUCCAUUGAUCACCUCCCCAAGCUCACCGUGCUAAACGCAGUGAUAAAUGAAUCACUCCGGCUAUACCCGCCGGUGACAUUGCUGCCACGGAUGGCGUUCGAAGACUUCAAGCUUGGCGACCUCCACAUUCCAAAGGGUCUAUCAAUAUGGAUUCCGGUACUAGCCCUCCAUCACAGUGAAGAAAUAUGGGGAAAAGACGCGAAUGAGUUCAACCCAAACAGGUUUCUCUCAAAGCCAUCCCACUUGCAGGCUGUUCGGAGUUCUUUCCUCCCUUUCGCCGCCGGCCCCCGGAACUGCAUUGGCCAAUCCUAUGCUUUGAUGGAAGCCAAGAUUGUGUUGGCCAUGUUGAUAUCAAAGUUCAGCUUUCAGAUCUCGGAGAGCUAUCGUCACGCUCCUGUGGUUGUCAUUAGUAUCAAACCUAAGCACGGCGUUCAAAUCCGUCUCAAGCGUUUGAUCAACAAAGCCGUUAUGGGGAAGAACGGCAGAUUCCCGGGCGUGAGCGAGGAGGUGCAGAAGCUGGUUGAUGCGGACAUGGACUUCGUAGAUGCCAGGCGUCGUGCUCGCGAAGCUUUUAAGCAGAUUCAGCUCUCAGUCGACCAUGUUCUGUUCAAGACUCCUUCUGAAGGUUUAAAGAUGGAAGAGUCUUAUGAGGUUAAUUCAAGAGGACUAGAAAUUUUUUGCAAAAGUUGGCUUCCAGAAACACCCAAAGCAGUGAUAUGCUUUUGUCAUGGUUAUGGAGAUACUUGCACAUUUUUCUUUGAAGGUGUUGCACGGAAGUUGGCUAAUGCUGGAUAUGGAGUUUUUGCCAUGGACUAUCCUGGAUUUGGUCUUUCAGAAGGUCUUCAUGGCUAUGUACCUGAUUUUGACAAACUAGUUGAUGACGUCAUUGAGCAUUACUCAAAAAUUAAAGAAAAUCCAGAACUACAUGGUCUUCCAAGCUUCCUUUAUGGUGAAUCAAUGGGUGGAGCUGUAGCUCUGAAGGUGCACCUGAAACAGCCAGAUUCAUGGAGUGGGGCUAUUCUUUCCGCGCCUAUGUGCAAAAUUGACCAAGACUUGGUUCCACCAUGGCUGUUAACACAAGUUUUAAUUGGCGUGGCAAAAUUUCUACCCAAACAGAAGCUCGUUCCUCUAAAUAAUUUGGGUGAUUUGGCAUUUAGAGAAGCAAAUAAACGGAAACAGGCAGCCUAUAAUAUCAUUGCGUAUAGGCAUAAACCACGUUUGAGAACGGCCUUGGAAUUAUUGAAGACUACCAAAGAAAUAGAGGAGUCACUAGAAAAGGUCUCAUUACCGUUAUUAAUCUUGCACGGGAAGAAAGAUUUAUUGAUCGAUCCAUCAGUAAGUGAAGCAUUAUAUGAGAAGGCAAGCAGCCGUGACAAGAAGCUUAACCUUUACCAGGAGUCGUACCAUUGCCUGCUUGAGGGUGAGCCAGAUGAGAUGAUCCAAAAAGUCUUUGAAGACAUGAUUUCUUGGCUGGACGAGCAUACUAAGGCACGUUAAUUGUUCCUUUCCGCUUUCUUUUCUCUGUGCACUUUUGCUAUUUUCUUGGGAAAAGAAAGAUGGGAUUCGGGGCAGGCGAUGGCAUCACGUCUUUUGUUGUAUAUGGAGUACUUUGUAUUAUACUAGUAAUUUAUUUUCUUUGAUUAGAACAUAGAAGUCUCUAUAUUUCUGGGGCUGGAGGUAAGGUCUACUACAUACAUCUUGUCCCUAGUCUCUAUAUUCUUUGGUUUGGUUUGUUUUGUUUAAAUUCUUUGAAAGGAGUUGCAAACGAUGCAUGCUCGAAAUAAUGUACAAGCUUUUGU
Messenger RNA from Cuscuta campestris, 3073 nucleotides. The record is from the annotation of a GenBank genome assembly. NCBI's taxonomy places the organism in Eukaryota, Viridiplantae, Streptophyta, Magnoliopsida, Solanales, Convolvulaceae.